Messenger RNA from Medicago truncatula (barrel medic), 885 nucleotides. Its product is annotated as phytosulfokines 3. Gene Ontology annotation, cellular component: extracellular region. The record is from RefSeq and is a predicted model, not a curated record. Gene Ontology annotation, biological process: cell population proliferation. The coding region runs from base 375 to 626 and encodes 83 amino acids. Gene Ontology annotation, molecular function: growth factor activity. NCBI's taxonomy places the organism in Eukaryota, Viridiplantae, Streptophyta, Magnoliopsida, Fabales, Fabaceae. The transcript has 2 exons.
UAGUUCUCCUCAACAAAAUCAUUUAUUUAUACAUUUUUGUACUUAAUCUUUUAAUCAUGAAAUGAUAACAUGUGAGCCCGCAUAUUAAACUAAACAUGAAAAAGCUCCACCACAAUAAAUAAUGUUUCGAAUUUUCUGCGUGAGAAUUCAUACUCAUCCUUCAUUUCUCUUUUGAAAAGUAUAGGAUAUAUGUGUACGUGAGACAUGUCUUUGACUAAUUUAUAAUUAUUCAUGUAAUCCAAAAGUAAAGUUGCAUUAUAGCCCUAGAUUUAUUAUUCCCUAACAAAACAUGCACUAUCUAUAUAAACGGAUCACAUAGUCCUAUUCUUGCUGCAUCACAAAGUAAUAGGCAAUUCUAGAAAGCAAAUAAUUAAAUGUCGUCAAAAGUUAGUGCCCCCAUUUGCCUGGCAGUGUUCUUCUUCCUCUUCUUCACCUUCACAUAUGCAGGAAGACAUGGCCCAGUUUCUUCCCCUAUUAUUUCAAGCAAUAAUCAAUAUGAGGUUUUGGAAGAUGACAAGGUCGACAUAGAGGAGAAUUGUAAAAGUAUUAGUGAAGAAGAUUGUUUGAUGAGAAGAACACUUGUAGCUCACACGGACUAUAUCUACACACAGAAGGAAAAACCAUAGGUUCAAAGAUGGUUUUCUACACCUUGUUGUAAUUUUAUGUAUAAGUAGCUAGCUAUAGUUUUCGUAUGCAAAUUAAUUUUUGACCUUUGAUCAGGUAGUUUAAUUAACUUGUUUUCCAAUUCGUGUAGUUGCAGACAGAAGAAUCUUAAAUUUUGUGUUACAUGUGUGUUUCUUUUUAUUUCAUAAUGUAAGCCAGUGUGUAUACUAAUUUUGGAAGAUAAAUAUUUUGAUAUAGUAUUUUAAUUUAGUUUAUACAUAA